Messenger RNA from Trichoderma gamsii, 1221 nucleotides. RefSeq lists its product as hypothetical. NCBI's taxonomy places the organism in Eukaryota, Fungi, Ascomycota, Sordariomycetes, Hypocreales, Hypocreaceae. The transcript has a single exon. Bases 1 to 1221 code for a protein of 406 amino acids. The record is from RefSeq and is a predicted model, not a curated record.
AUGAGCUCACAGACACUCCGCUCGCUAUCGCGAGCGAGGCCAGAGCUGGGGAAUGCUGGAUAUGCCCUAAGAGGCUACUUCCGCCAGUUCUCCACGACGCAAUCGCAGUUUGACGAGACCCCCAGCGUCCCCAAUGCCAAACCUUCGGCUCGACAGCGAACCCGUGCGGCGGCCAGCGAAAUCAAUGCCCUACAAAAGAACCGAACAAGCAGCCAGGGGACCCCCAACCCUACAGGCUCUUCAGCGGCGCCGGCACAGCCCCGAGUAAUCGAUGUGCGGAGUCUUCCCAGAGGAGGAACGCUUCGGGGGCGGGGUGGACUGCGAGGACGAGGCGGCAGCGGGCAGAACGCAGCAGCUACGGGACCCCGAACUGCUUCACCGAGCGGAAACCGAUUUGCGGGUGCGAACAGAGGGAGGACGUCUGCGAUCGGUGCCGGACGGGGAGGACGAACUGGUGGUGGCGCUACACGAGGAGGAAGAGGUGGGAGGACCGGUGGUAGAGGUGGAGCGGCAAAGGCCAAAGAAGGCGGCGACAACAAGGCUGCUGCUGGUGCUGGCGCGCGGGGAAAGAGACAGGAUCCCUUUGAGAGAAUGGACCCCCAGGAGCAGCAGUUUGACGACGCGAUGCGAUUCGGCACGAAGACGACGUAUGCGCCUUCUUUGACCAAAGAGGGCCUGGCGGCGUUUGUUCCUGCGAUGCCUUCUACACGGGAGAGCCGCUUGGCUGCUGUGAUGGAGAAUUUGAAUAUUCUCGGUGGAAGAGCUGAUCCCGUGGGUGUGCCGCAGGGAUUGCAGGCGAAGAACUAUGCUGAUGAGGUGGAGGCCAAUGGGGCGCGGUUCUUUGCGGAUGUGAAGGCGAGGGAGGCGGCGGAGGAGUAUCUGCAGGAGAAGAGGAGGCUGGACCAGGAAUUGGCGGCAUCGUCAGCUGAUGAGGGAGCCAAGGUUGCCGCAGGGGAGCAAAAGACUAUUAUCCAGGACGCCGAGGAGUCCAUCAAGAAGACGAUUCUGGAUUCUGUCGUCGAGGGCAAGCACGAGAAGCCUGCGUUUGCGACGGAUCCCGUGGGGAUUUCGAGGUCGUGGCAUCUGAGGGCGGGUACGUAUACGCAGAGGGAUGUGGAGAGCUUUGAGAAGAAGUUGACGUCUUUGCUGGGCGCUGCAGGAGCUGCUGGUGCUAAAGGCGGCGCUGCUAAGGGUGGGAAGAAUGUGAAGGCGAAGGCUUGA